Molecule: messenger RNA, 351 nt
Organism: Peronospora matthiolae
Lineage: Eukaryota; Oomycota; Peronosporomycetes; Peronosporales; Peronosporaceae
Source: the annotation of a GenBank genome assembly
AUGAACAUCAAGGGGAUAUUGGUCUACGUCAUGGCCUCCGUCGUGAUUUUUCCUGUGGCCAGUCAGUUCACACGGAAUAUAUAUACUGUUUGUAACAGUGUGGAACAGUGCUUCGCUGUCAGUGAUGUAAGGUUCUAUCCGAUCUUCCAUAGCUGCGAGGGCGACCUAGAUCCAAAGCCGUGCUGCAACCGCAAAUGCACGCCGCUGAAUUGCGCAAAUGUCAAGGCGUGUCAGACCGAGCAUGUAACCAAGACAAAGUACCAGGAUUAUGCAACGAAUCUCUGUUCUAUUCAGUUUUCUGGCGGGAAGGAGUUCAACGAUUGCUGCAUUCGAUGGUGUGUGAAUGCAUAA